AUGCCCGACCCGGAGGACCAGAUCAUGGAAAAGGAUCGCACAAACGACAGCGACAAUGCCACCAUCCGCCGGGACCCCGAGGAUCGGCCCAGUCCCAAUCAUAAUCUGGAGCUGUAUUCGGUCUUCACCGUCGGCCAGAAGAGAGCCAUCGUCACCAUGGGUUCGCUGGCCGCCUUCUUCUCGCCCUUGUCCUCGAGCAUCUACUUGCCGGCCCUCGAUACCAUCUCCCACUCGUUGAACAUCUCCAUCUCCCAGGUCAAUCUGACCGUCACGACAUACCUGAUCCUUCAGGGUAUUGCGCCCAUGCUCAUUGCCGGGUUCUCCGACUCGGCCGGCCGCCGACCAGCCUAUAUCAUCUGCUUUACGAUUUACCUGGCUGCCAACCUGGGUCUGGCCCUGCAGAACAGAUACCCGGCACUGAUGGUGCUCCGCUGCCUCCAAAGCGCAGGCAGCAGCGGCACCGUCGCGCUAGCCAACGGUUUAGUGGGGGACAUGAUUACCUCUAGCGAACGAGGCUCGUACAUCGCGUUUGCCAUGAUUGGAAGCAUGCUGGGGCCGUCGCUCUCUCCCGUGAUCGGCGGCUUGAUCAGUCAGUUUGCCGAUUGGCACUGGAUCUUCUGGUUUCUUCUCAUCUUUUCGGGUGUGUUCUUUGCCAUUCUCGCCCUGUUCCUGCCCGAGACAUGUCGCAAGGUCGUCGGUGACGGCUCUAUUCCACCGCCGUGCUUGAACAUGUCAGUAUCCGACAUGAUCCGCCACCGCAAACGCCGCGAGAAGGGUCUCGAACCGGACCCGGAGAAAGUCGAAGAGGUGCGAAAGAAGUAUGCGCUCCGAUUCCCGUCGCCCAUUCCGACACUCAAAGUCGUUCUGGAUUUGGAAACGGCGGUGGUACUUUUGACGACUGGAUCCUUGUUUGCGGGGUUUUAUGCUGUCAUGACGGGUGCAUCAACCUCCUUCCAUGAGGUGUAUCACUUCAACAACAUCCAGGCUGCCUUGAUGUAUAUUCCCAUCGGCGCGGGGGAGUCCUGUCGGCUUUCACGACCGGACGCAGGGCUCCCCGUCAUCAAAAACGUGCGAGCUGAUAUCUCCAACUUUAACAUCGAGCGGGUUCGGCUGGAAGUCGCUCUGCCGCUCUAUUAUCUCAGUAAUAUCACCAUGCUGGCCUAUGGCUGGGUGCUGGGCCACAAAGUCAACCUGGCCGGCCCUGUCAUUCUUUUGUUUCUGGCCGGUUGGACUCUGACGUCCACCUCGCAGGUGUUGAAUGCUUUGAUGGUGGAUCUCUGGCCGGGGAAGUCUGCCACCGCAACCGCAGCAAAUAACUUGUUCCGCUGUGAAAUGGGUGCGGUGUCUUCUGCCGUGAUCAGUCCCAUGAUCUCUGCCAUGGGUCGGGGGUGGGCAUACACCACGCUGGCAUUCCUCUCGAUUGCGCUGUCGCCCAGUUUGUGGCUGGUUGCGCGCAAUGGGAUGGGAUGGCGACAGAAGAGAAACAAGAGGGAAGAGGCGAGGCAAGAAGCGAAAGCCAACCGAACCACGUAG
Penicillium riverlandense is the source of this 1533-nucleotide messenger RNA. Its product is annotated as MFS transporter. Lineage: Eukaryota; Fungi; Ascomycota; Eurotiomycetes; Eurotiales; Aspergillaceae. The record is from RefSeq and is a predicted model, not a curated record. Gene Ontology annotation, biological process: transmembrane transport. The transcript has 3 exons. Bases 1 to 1533 code for a protein of 510 amino acids. Gene Ontology annotation, molecular function: transmembrane transporter activity.